Messenger RNA from Moneuplotes crassus, 820 nucleotides. The record is from the annotation of a GenBank genome assembly. NCBI's taxonomy places the organism in Eukaryota, Ciliophora, Spirotrichea, Euplotida, Euplotidae.
CUUGAAUCAAUUACUUAUAAUAUUUAUAAACAUGCUGAGCUUAGUCCAUACUAAAACACUAGAUGCCUUAGAAUAUGCCCUGAUGAUAAUCGAGCACUACGAUCAGGGGUUCAAGGACAAACUCAAGAAGGAUGCCAAGGAAGAAGGCAAGAAGGGCGACCAAGGGAAAUCUGCUGAUUUCGAAGCAAGAUUUAGUGACGUCAAAACCUCAUAUCAAGCAUUAUUUGCAUUACAAAAAGAUAGGGCGACCCAUUUCGUCACCAAAAGUGCUAUCUACAAAUGUGCUGACAAGAAGAUAGACUUUGGAAAGAGAUACACUGAAACUGUCGAGUUAGGUGAAAAUAUCUGAAAGACCUUGAACACCAAAAUUGUGAUCCCUUUGUGUGACAAUGUAGUCUUCAUUUAUGAUACAUCGUGACUUAGUGCGUCAAUCGUUGUAGAGAAUAUCAAGAAUAACUUCAUCUCUCAAGCUAUAGCUCAGAGAUUUUCCAGCGCGAGGGUCACUCUUAGCCAGAAUUGGAUGAAGCUGGAUUUUGACCAGGAUGGAAAAGUAACCAUGACCGAUAUUGUAGCUGCCAUAAAUAGUAUUAAGGAACUUGCAGCUCAAUGCCAAUAUUUCCAAAAUGCAUUAAAACUCCAUCAAAGUGUCAGACAGAAAGCACUUGGUUACAUUCAGAACGGGAAAUCGGCAGAGAGCAAGGAGGUUGAGAAGAGACUUACCUCAGAUUCCUCCCGCAACUCUAAUGAGAGUCAUGAGGAGCCAAACUUGCUCGAUAAGGUUGAUUAGAGUUUCUUCGAUGACGUCAAACAUUUAUAUUGU